Molecule: messenger RNA, 3616 nt
Organism: Anopheles coustani
Lineage: Eukaryota; Metazoa; Arthropoda; Insecta; Diptera; Culicidae
Product: spondin-1
Exons: 7
Coding region: 1-2703 (900 amino acids)
Biological process (GO): cell adhesion
Cellular component (GO): extracellular matrix
Molecular function (GO): serine-type endopeptidase inhibitor activity
Source: RefSeq, a predicted model, not a curated record
AUGAGGUCAAUACGAAGGAGAGCCCCGGGCCGGGAGCAUCGCGCCACCCCCGGCCGGUUGCUGCUAGUGGGCGCCUUCGUCCUGCUGCAGCUGCUCGACGCCACCCAGCUCACCCGCGCCCUCCGCUGUGACCGAUCACCCGAGGGUUCCGGCGCAAGCAAAUCGCCCGCCGACGGCCGAUUCCGGCUGCGAAUCUCGGGCAACGCGGACAAGUACGUCCCGGGAGAAUUGUACACCAUCAGCCUCGUCGGUAUCCGGUCGAUGCAGGUGCCGCACAAGUUUUCCGGCUUCUUGCUGGCCGCGGAGAAGAGCCCUGACGCAUCGCCUACGGGCGUUCACAACGUAGGCACUUUCCAGCUGCUCGGAGAUCCGUUGACAAGGUUCAGCGAGCGCUGCCCGAACGCGGUCACCCAAACGAACUCGCUGCCGAAAAGCGAGAUCCAAGUGGACUGGGUUGCGCCUCCGGCGGGUAGUGGCUGUAUUUCGAUCCGUGCGACCGUCGUCGAGCACCGGGACGUCUGGUACAUGGACGAUGGACCGCUCACUAAGACGAUGUGCGAGGACGAAGCAGACUCGGUCGACACUCAGCCGGCGGUGCUGAAAGAGUGUUGCGCCUGUGACGAGGCCAAGUACGAGCUUACGUUCGAGGGUCUCUGGUCGAGGCAUACACACCCGAAGGACUUCCCCUCCAAUGGAUGGCUCACGCGAUUCAGCGAUGUAAUCGGUGCAUCGCACACGGUCGACUAUCGGUUCUGGGAAUACGGACAGGUCGCUAGCGAAGGGUUGAAGCAAGUUGCCGAGCAUGGAUCCACCCGGAUGCUGGAAAGUGAACUGAAAAAUCAGAGCGACAAAAUACGUACCAUCAUCAAGGCCCGGGGCAUAUCAUAUCCCAAUGUGACCGGUAAAACGUUUGCCGUGUUCCGCGUCGACUCAAAUCACCAUCUAGUUUCGCUGGUGUCUAUGAUCGAUCCCUCACCCGACUGGAUCGUCGGAGUGUCCGGGCUCGAGCUGUGCCUGACCAACUGCUCAUGGAUCGAAAACAAAAUCCUCAACCUGUACCCGUGGGACGCUGGUACCGACAGUGGUCCAACGUACAUCUCGCCGGAUCAGCCUACCAACCCUCCCGAUGCAAUCCGUCGCAUCAAGUCGAACUACCCGAAUGACCCGCGCUCGCCGUUCUACGAUAAGGAUGGGGCUGAGAUGAAACCGCUCGCCCGGAUUUACCUUUCCCGGCAGCGGCUGUACGAGAAGAACUGUGAGGCGGAGAACGAGGAGGACAACGAAACGAAGCAGGCGUGCGAGACGGAACCGUGGGCCGAGUGGACAGAAUGCAGCUCCCGAUGUGGCAAGGGCAAGCAGACGCGUCGUCGCGUGUACAAGCAUCCGAUGAAGGCGAAGCAGGCGGAGUGCAAAAAGAAGCUCUUCGACCGACGGCCGUGCGUUGGCACUGACCGGGAUUGUGACGUCAACAGUCAGGAGGUGGAGGAGGCUUUCCAGGGUGACUCGGAGUGCGAGGUGACCGAGUGGGGCCCAUGGAGCGAGUGCAGCUCACCGUGCGGUAAAGGCAACAAGACCCGCUCCCGGAAGUACAAGAAGAAGGGUGCACGCAAGAAGUGCGAACGUCUUCCUAACCCUCCGAGGCUCCAGCACACCGUACCAUGCGAUGCAGACUGCGCUGGGGACAUCUCCCAACCCGUUCUUAGCUCGGAUAUUAACCCGAAGUGCAAGAUGACCCAAUGGUCCGAAUGGAGCCCGUGCAGUGUGACAUGUGGACUGGGGCGUAAAAUGCGCACCCGUAUGCCGAUCAACAAUAACAUGAAGGUGCAUCACAAGCGCUUCGUCAACUACUACCAAUCCCGUAUGCGCACAUCGCCGCACGAGGACGAAGAAAACGACAGUGGAGAAGAAGAGGACGAUGAGCAAGAUGGCGUUGACAACGAUUUGCACAUCACCGACCAGAACGAUCCGUGCUACGGUGUAGAGACGGUCGAAGAGGCAAUCUGUGGACACGGGUUGCCUCCCUGCGAUGGACUUUACGGCGUUCCAGAGCUUUGCUUCCUGGAGCCCAAACCGGGCAACUGCCGUGAUUCGCAGGCGCGCUGGUACUUCGACAGUGACAAAAACGACUGCUCUAUACUGUUCUUUACCGGCUGCGGUGGUAACAACAACAACUUCAUGUCCCGGGAGGACUGUCUCGAUACGUGUAGCAAAGACCGUAAAUUUACCAACAUUCCGAUCCGGGACCAGAUCAGUACCAACAGUGCCGCUGGGUUCGGUGGUUCCGAGUACGGUUCGACGGACCUAAAGCAGGACUGCAAAACAUCGCACUGGAAGCGCGGACCCUGCAAUGCCACCUGUGGCGAGGGCUUCCGGGUGAAGAGUCGCACAAUCUUGGUGCAUCCCUCAAGCGGCGGUCAGCGGUGUCCCCGGAAGCUGCGCAAGGUCGAGCGCUGCUUCGUGCAUUGCGACUCGUCGCGGCAUGACACGUACCCGUCCUGGGGACCUAGUGACCGCUACGAGCCGGAACCGAUAGAGUGCGAGUACUCGGCCUGGUCUGCGUGGUCCCCCUGCAGCAGAACGUGCGGUGACUACGCCGUCCAGCAGCGCACCCGGUACGUGCUGAACCCCGAGAGCGCCCGCUUCUGCCCGCACCGGCUCGAGGAGCGCAAAUGUGAUAUCAUGCCUUGCCUGUUGGGCAAAUAAGUUGGGAAGCGGGUGAGUUCGAGGCCGAAAUCGGGACGAAAUUUGUGGGAUACUAUCUGGGGAGAAAUUGUUGAGAUUUAUUUGCAUUAUAUACCUAAAUGCUAGCGGGCAUCCGGGGACCGCAUUUCGUCGAGCAUUAGUUUUACAGUUUACUUGCAUGAUACUGUUUUCGUCGAGUUAAAUCAAUAGUUUCACAGCAGCAGAUAAAUGUUUUUUUUCCUAAUUUUUCAUACUUAUUUUUCGGGGACAUUGACAUUGAUGAAUGGCAGCUGAAAAGCACAGCCGUGAAUAGAUUGAACAUUGUAGAUACCCUUCAGAACGAAGAAAAAACAGUAACGCUAAAGGAAAAAUAACUACAGUGGAUGCGUUUUUUUUCCCCCGUUCAGAAGCCCCGUCUGGUUCGGGAAUAAGUUUAUACAAACAUACAAAGAGCACGAACGCAGGGAGUGAUCCAAACCGCACGACAUGCUAGUGGGCAGAUAAAAUCGAGGAAAAACAAUAGUAAAGUUGCCCGAAAAAGUGAAACGAGCAACACACAGCCCCACACAUUUAUGCAUGACUACAGUUCUGUACUACCCUGAACCAAUAGACAGAGAGAAAGAGAGACGAAGAGAAGAGAGAUUGCUGCUGCAAAAGGUUUUUAGUGGUUUUAGUAGUAGGCACACUGGAUUGAACCGAGACUCCAGACGAUGAUGCACGAUUUCACACACGCCAAACAACGCUGUUGGACGGUUGGGAAGGAACCGAGCGAACGAGACGUUUGUAUGUAUGAUAGUUGGGGUCCCCACGACCCGAGCAAAGGAGGAAGGGAGCGGAGGUCUCGGCAGUGGUAGCAUGUAUGCAAUCAGAUGACAUAUAAAUAAAUGCAGACAUCAUGUAUCCUUCAACUAUAAUGAGAUCAAAUAAACCUGGA